GAAAUUCAGCUUGACCUUUGGCAGAAGCUUUCAUGUAUGCAUACAGGUCCAGCCACUUCUUGGUGCUACGGCAGUGCUUCAGAACCGCUCUUGCUGGCUUACUGGCUUACAAUAAAAUCCAUUUGGCUGCGCGAUUUACCUCAAUUUCGCGUCGCAGCGUUUCAACAACAAAACAAAAUUUUCAUGCACAUGUCAUGCGGAUACGGUCUCGCCUCCGAGGCUCUGUUCUUCGCUCACGGUUGGCAGAUGCUGGCCAUCAUUUUCACAGGUUUCCUGCGGUGCUCUUUACAGAACUUCACCGUUUCCCCUCCUCCCCUACGCUCACACUGGCCAAUUGCUGGAUGCAUGCGCAAAAAGCACCCUUGCUUAUCUGGGAACAUUCACGGUAAACAGAAUAUCGCCAAAGAGCAAUGGACGUUGCACCAGCUACGCCGUCGGCAACAGCUAGGCGACAGCAACCAGCAACACCGGCAACCGCUUCGAACAGCGACCUCAUUGACUUCCCAACUCUUGGAACCGCAGAUGUAGCCAUCUUCUGGGAUUUCGAAAACGUACGGAUUCCAGCUUGGUGCCCCACCACCACUGCGUCAGAGGGUAUCCGUAACAAGGUAGCGAAAUAUGGGCGUAUUGUUGAGAAGAGGCUUUACUAUGAUUCUCGACAGCCCACAGAGUACACUGCACCCCGCGCUGAGCUUGACCUCAGUGGUUUUACGCUUGUGGACUGUCCAACUCGCAAUCGAAAAGAAACGUUGGACAAGAAGCUGAUUGUUGAUGUCCUGUGUUUUGCCUGGGAACGAGCAUCGCGGGGUGCAAAAGCAUGCGUGGUUCUCAUCACUUCAGAUGGUGAUUAUUCGUAUGCCCUUGCAAGGCUCCGGGACAUUGGAGUUUUUACUGUCAUAAUCUACCGCCCUGACAUUGUAGCCAAGGUUCUCAUUGACAAUGCCAACGUAGUCAUGUCAUGGGAAUAUGAUGUCUUGGGUGGACCUCCACAAGCUUCAGAAGAAGAUGACCAUGAAACAACUGGAACUCAAGACAAGGUGCCAAGUGUCGUGCGCAAGCUCACAUAUUAUGACCCUGGUUCCAGUGCAGAUGAUGGCGAGAACCAGUCUUCUUCCAGUGGGCCGAUUGUUGCAAAGCAGCCCAACGUUCAAACACGUGGAAAGUUUGCGUUGUUCUUCAGUGUUGUCCUGGAUGGUCAGCAUCGAAAUGUGAAGGAGGGCAUCAGUGUGUACUCAAGCUGGGCGGAAGAAGCGAAUAUCGCUUCAACUUUCUACUCAAAGGUUGGAGAGAAGGAUCGAGAUGCCUACAUCCACAUCCGCAACAUGGCAACACGUCAAAACUUUGUCGAGUGGGGAAGGCGGAAUCUAACUGCAAUUGGCAAGCCAGUGAUCAAAGUCAAAGAUCGCGACGAAAAAGCUGAAACUUUGUCACUGGAAACCUAUCUGAGACUGACCUACUCCGGCCUCGCCGUUUUGAAGCCCAACGUUGCUGCAACGGCAAACGAUUGGACGUUGGUUUUAACCAAAACCAACAAGCAGAAAGCAGAGAAUGACGGUUUGCGCAGCUACUUUGUUCAGUUUGGCCCAUUGGAUAAGGUUGCUGUAAUGGAGGGCCGUGGUUUUGGCUUUGUUUUCUUUCGAAACCACAAUGAUGCAGAGAUUGUCUUGAAAAAUGCGGGUCAUCAUUUCGUGGACAAGAAGUCGAUAGACGUCAAGCAAUACCAGAGGUAG
Molecule: messenger RNA, 1730 nt
Organism: Seminavis robusta
Lineage: Eukaryota; Bacillariophyta; Bacillariophyceae; Naviculales; Naviculaceae
Source: the annotation of a GenBank genome assembly